UGUAAACAAAUUUAUAACUUGAACUUAACAAUAGCGAUAAAUGCCGUCUGCUUGUGUUGUUUUUGGCUGUAAAAACAGGACAAAUAAAGAAAAUGAUAAGCGGUUUUUCAGAGUACCUAAAGUGUAUGUUCAUAAUGGCGAACGGGUUAAAGAUUUUUUAACAAGACGGUCUGUCACAUUAAACUACGGACAAACAUUGUAAAAUGGCUGUGAAUAUUGACAACAUGCAAAAUAAUGAGCUGUCUGAUUAUGCAAGUGGAUUAGAAGGCAGUGUUCGUGAAAGGUAUUAAAGGAAAGUAUUGUUAUGUGAUGGAACAGACCCGUAUACUCUUAAAAAGAGUGAUUUUUCAUAUGAGAUAAACGAGUAUCCGGCCGUAACAUUCCCAGACAUAUCCAACUACCUGGUUUUGCAAACAUCUUUUUACACAACGGAACAAAUGAAAGGAUUCAAGAGCAUGGAAGCGUACAACUUUUUUGUUAGCGGAUGGGUCAAAGAAAUUGGAACGAAGAUUUUAAAGAAUAAUUUCUGUCUAGUUUUGGGCAGGGUAAGGCACUCGCAAAAAUGCAACGAGACGCCAGUAAAGACGUGGGUACUUUUGAAAAAUGAUGGAGAAUUUUUGACAGCGCAUUGUAAUUGUAUGGCAGGAUUAGCUGAGUCAUGCUCUCACGUUGGUGCUAUUUUGUAUGCACUUGAGACUGGUGUACGAAUGAGAAAUUCCACAACCUGUACUAUGGAGAAGUGUAAAUGGUUAAUGCCAUCAUAUGUUGACAAGGUACCCUAAUAAUUAUCGUCUUACUUUCUUCAAUCUAAUUCAUAUCUAUUUAAUGAAGUUUUUUAAUUAAUAGGUAAUUCCUACACCAGUGUCAGAUAUAGAUUUCUCUUCUGCCAAAGCAAAGAAAAAAAAAGCUAGAUGAAGUCAUUGGUGGAAAGUCUCCUGUGUCAUCAACUACCUUUAAAAAGAAGUGUCAGCCUAAUUCUCCAGAUUUAGAUACGUGUAACAACUUUUAUGAAGCCUUGAAUAAAAAUAACCCUAAAAGUGCCAUACUCAUGACGCAAGAUAAGUACUAUAAGAACUUUGUUCCUAAAUCAAGUACAAAUGCUCUGCCCAAAUCAAUUAUGGAAUACCGAAACCCAGCAGCUAUAAGCAUGCAACCAGCCAUCCUCGAAAAUCAUUGCCAAACAUUUAAAAUACCAGAACUUACUCAAUCACAGAUAUCCACAGUAGAACGUGAAACAAGACAUCAAUCAAAAUCCAAAAUAUGGUACAGGCAAAGAGCUGGCAGGAUAACUGCAUCUAAAUUAAAACAAGUUUUAAGAACAAACCCUCUGGAACCAUCAAAAAGUCUUGUUAAAAGCAUAUGCUAUCCUGAAUCCUACAAGUUUUCAACUGCAGCAACAAGACAUGGAUGCAAGCAUGAAGCCAAAGCCAUUGAAGAAUAUACAAACAUCAUGUGUAAUUUGCAUGAUGAUUUUUCGGUCAGUGAAAGUGGUCUUUGGUUGAAUGAGAAAUGGCCAUACAUGGGUGCUACCCCUGAUGGGAUUGUAAUGUGCAGCUGCCACGGGACUGGUUUAUGUGAAAUUAAGUGUCCUUACUGUAUCACAGAAAAAGAGAACAUUUCUGAUGCUACAGAAAAAAAGGGGUUUUGUCUGGUAAAAGAUGAAAGUGUGUGGAAAAAGAAUGAGCUGUAUGUUGAAAGGAUCAUGCCUGAUUUAGCUUUGUGGGAUGAAAUUGUUCCAAAGGCAGAGGUUUUUUUUAGAAAUUGCAUUCUUGCAGAAGUAUUUGGUAGGAAAUUUACCAAGGAAAUUGUAACAGCAUUAAAUGCAAACAAUUGAAUUUUAAACAAUUAUGAAAAAAGUACAUACCUGAUGGGAGCUUACAAACAGCAAAGUUUCAUUUUAUGAGGCUUUCUUUCAAGUACCAAAGAAAUACCAAUUAAAGUAACUAAAUGUUAAAGCAAUCAUUGAAGUGAAAUGUGCUAAUUAUAUAAUUAUUUAUAUGAAGUAUGAUUAUAAAGCCUCGUACUCAGGCUUGGUAAAUUGCUAAAUAAAUAAGCCAAACAUUGUUAUAAACGGCCCUUUUAUCUCUCUUUGAAAACAAAGAUGAUAAUAUGAUAAUAAUGUUUGGCUUAU
Dendronephthya gigantea is the source of this 2131-nucleotide messenger RNA. RefSeq lists its product as uncharacterized. The coding region runs from base 1049 to 1834 and encodes 261 amino acids. The transcript is spliced from 6 exons. The record is from RefSeq and is a predicted model, not a curated record. Lineage: Eukaryota; Metazoa; Cnidaria; Anthozoa; Malacalcyonacea; Nephtheidae.